Quercus lobata is the source of this 885-nucleotide messenger RNA. RefSeq lists its product as uncharacterized. The record is from RefSeq and is a predicted model, not a curated record. The transcript has a single exon. Gene Ontology annotation, molecular function: nucleic acid binding; zinc ion binding. The coding region runs from base 1 to 885 and encodes 294 amino acids. Lineage: Eukaryota; Viridiplantae; Streptophyta; Magnoliopsida; Fagales; Fagaceae.
AUGGACGUUGAAAACAACUCGGACAAUGACGAUGAGGAUAUCGGUGAACUCCGUGAAGGCUUGGUGGCCAUCAAACUCUCGAAAGACACCAAGAAACGCUUGCGAGAGCGUUGGUGUAAGGCAGUCAUUGUAAAGUUGGUGGGACGUUCGGUGAGUUUCUCCUACAUGCAGAGCAAACUGAAUCAAAUCUGGAAACCUGAGGGUAGAAUGGACGUAGUUGAUCUCAGCUAUGGUUUUUUCCUGGUUCGGUUCUUCUCCAAGGAAGAUUUAAGUUCUGUUCUAAGUCGGGGACCUUGGUUUUUGGGGGACCAUUUCCUAUCCAUAAGGCCAUGGGAGCCGUUUUUCAAGCCUUCUUCAGCUAACGUCUCGCUGGUUGCUGUGUGGGUUCGUCUCUAUCAGCUUCCCUUCGAACUGUACGAGGCAGAGGUCCUGAGAGAGAUCGGUGAAUCCAUAGGUAAGGUGUUAAGGAUAGAUACGCAUACUGCCAUGGAAGCAAGGGGCAAGUAUGCGAGAUUGUGCAUUCAAAUAGAUAUCAAUAAGCCUCUAAUCAACACCAUCCUCAUUGGACGAUUCGAGCAGGCCGUGAAUUAUGAAGGCAUUCAGAGACUCUGUUUUUCUUGUGGGAGAUUGGGUCAUUUGAAGGAAGCAUGCCCUUACACCGUUAGUAAGAGCAAGGAGUCGGUGAACACGGCGGAGGCAGCUCCGGAAGAGAACGCUGGGACAUGCAAAGGGCGUGAGGAAAAUCGUACUGAGUCGGUCAGUACUAUGCCUGCAAAAAUCCACGUCGGGUACGAGUGUAGUGGAGGACGCCUCAUGUCAGUAUGGCCCCUGGAUGAUUGUUACAAGGAAAAAAGGGAGUUACAAGGGAAAAGGCCAAAAUCCUAG